AAGUAGGGCAAUAGUAACUAUAUAGUAUAUACUAGGCGUCCAUGUUGUAAGGUAACAGGGAGUGAGGUAGUUGCUACGUGAUAUUUCUUAUUUAAAUCGUAGAUAAACAUACGUAUCAGUGACAAGACUAAUAAUUAAUAUUAAGAGUAAUAACAACGAAAUACGUACGAAGAUAUAUUAUUUGUAGGAAGUUAAAAUUAAAAGUACAAUGGUAUUUGAUAGAAUGAAGCAUGAAAAAACCAAAAAAUAUUCAUCAGUUAUAUUUACACUACUUAUUUUUUGGACCUUCUUGCUUUCUUAUUAUUGGUGGUAUUUAUCUUCUGAAAACAUAGAUUUUUCGAUACAAGUAAAUCAACUAAACGAGCAGCUUAAAAUGAGUAUAGAAGAAAGGAAUCAGUGUGUAACAUUACGUAUGAAAUUAGAAGAAAGAUAUAAACAAAUUGAAGAUGACAUAGCUUAUUUACAUAUAAAAUUAGAAAAGCAAAAUAAUAUACAGAAAAAAAAUGAUGAACUUAAAAAUUCUAUGACAAUCUGUAAAAGUAAAUUGCACUCAUUGAGUAUAUUGAAUGCAAAACUAAAAGAAAAUGAAAGAUUUCAGAAAGAAUUAGAAAAGGUCAAAGAUGAAUUGGUAAAAUUAAAACUUGCUUAUAAUGCACCAGCUAAUAAUAUUAAAUCUAAUCCUACGUUAGCACCUACAAGAAAGGUCAUUGAUGCUAGUCAGUUACAUCUUGUUCGGGACUCUGCUAUAAGCAUAUCUGUAGCUGGUCAGCGUGGUUUGAAGUAUCAUCAAAUCCCAAUUCUACCAACAGAUCCACCUGGUGCUGUGCGCCUAGUUCCUCGUCUUUCAGUAACAAUGUUAAAAGGUAGUGGUACUUUCCUCAAAAUUCAGGGAAAGAAAGAAACUGCCAUGAAAAUCUAAUAGUUCUAUUUUUUCAAUUUUUCCAUAAAAAAAAAAACAUUCUAAUAAAUAAUUUUUUUUUUACUGAUAUAAUUUUCCAUGUUGAAAUUAUUUUUAAAAUUGAUUGGUCAUUUUAAAGAUUAUAUACAAUUAAAUUCUAGGAGAUUUUUUAUCAAAAAAAUAUAUACGAUAUAUAUAUAUGCAUUUAUUUGUUGUUAUAACAUAUAUGAUGAAUUUAAAAUCGUAAUAAAUAUUCAUGUAAUAUCAAUUGAAAUUUUAUUAUUUUAUAUAUAUUAUAUUUAUAUUUUAUAUAUUAUAUAUUAUAUUUUAUGUAUUAUAUUUUAUGUAUAUUAUAUUUAUAUAUGUAUUUUAUAUUUUUAUAUAUAUGUAUGUAUGUAUGUAUGUAUGUAUGUAUGAUAUGCGUGGAUAUAUAUACAUAUACAUGCAGGAAUUAGACAAAAUAAUGGAAACACUCUUCUAAUGCUGCAAUAAUUCUUUUUUGAAUUAAUGUCACAACCACCAUUUAUUGCAACAGUCAUUGAAUGAACAAAAAAAAUCAAACGAUCAUCUACAUAUUGCGAUCAUAAUAACUAAUAUUUUAUAUUAAAAAAUAUAAUGAAAAGUGCGUGAUAUAUUCGAUCGAUAGUUUGAGAAAAAUAACUACAAAAAAGAAAAACAAAGAUAAUCGCUAUUGUUAUCGUUGUUGAUAACCUUCUCCGUUGUCUGUAACGUUCGUUUGUUUUUGUCAAAUUAUUGCCUCUUUAUUCUUAGAAUCGUUUGAGUCAUGUUAGUUUAUUCUAUGUAGUAACCUCUAUAAUAGGUCAGUGUAUUAUUUAUUCUCGUGCGGUAUGGAUCGUAAGUACGUAGAUGCUGUGAUAUGGAAGAUUUAUCGGAUUUUCAAAGAAAAUUAAUUAUUCGUGCACAUUUAAUUGAAACAUUUGCAACAAAGACUGCUAUUUUAUUUUAUUUGGUGUAUCAAGAGGAAGAGUUUUUAAGGUUAUGACGCAUAUACAAAAAUCACGGAAAGACACUCAUCGGCUAAGAAGAGAAUAGCGGACGGAAAUUAAUCUUAUAUGAGAAGAAUCGUCGAAUAUUGAAGAGGAUUGCAAUCUCAAAACUGCAGAAAAGGUGACAACAGAACCUGAAUGAAUAUCUGUAAGAUCCUGUUUCAACUAAAACAGUCCGUCGAGAGCUUCAUAAAUUCAACAUCAAUGGUAGGAUUGCAAUUUCUAAGUUUUUAAUUACUGGUAGCAACGUUAUAGUGAGAAAAAAAUGGUAUAAUUAUCAUAAAGUAGGAAUUUCUGCGAAAAAAAAAAUAAUAUGGUCUGAUGAGUCACCUUUUUUUAUUGUUUCUAACAACAGAACGGGUUUAUGUCCAAAAAGGCUUAUGCUCCUAAAUGUAUAUCUUUUUCAAAUGUUUCCAUUAUUUUGGUUAAUCCUUGUACAUGUAUUUCUUGUUGAAAUGUAAUGACUUUAAAAUUAUUGUAAUGAAUAUUAAUAUAAUAUCAGUUUAAAUUUCA
This is a messenger RNA of Vespula vulgaris, 2418 nucleotides long. RefSeq lists its product as uncharacterized. Bases 209 to 919 code for a protein of 236 amino acids. The transcript has 5 exons. NCBI's taxonomy places the organism in Eukaryota, Metazoa, Arthropoda, Insecta, Hymenoptera, Vespidae. The record is from RefSeq and is a predicted model, not a curated record.